Salmo salar (Atlantic salmon) is the source of this 7472-nucleotide messenger RNA. Lineage: Eukaryota; Metazoa; Chordata; Actinopteri; Salmoniformes; Salmonidae. The record is from RefSeq and is a predicted model, not a curated record.
CACCUGGAAGCAGUAGUAUUACAACAGUCUGUCUUGACAGACAGCGCAGUACUGAGCCGCUUAAGGAAGGACUUUCUGGUAGAGGAGUAACAGUAUUCACUGUAAACCAGUGAAACCAUAGUCUCCAUGGUUGGAUUAGUUUGAGGAAUGUGGCGCGGAAGCUAGCAACGUUAAAAAGGUGCUGCUUGGUCUCUGGGUCACUGUCUCUCCUGUCUCCUCCCCUGGCUCCUAACCCUUCUGGCGUUUGCUCUGGCAAGCAGCACAGCCCAGAGUCACUUAGUAUUUUAAGGCUGAAACAGUGCUGAAAUCAUCAUCACUGCUCUCCUCUGUCAUCCAUCUCAAUGGGAAGUGAAAUACGUGACUGACUACUGUGGGGACCCUCCCUGCUGUUCGCCUCUUGACCUUUGAUCUGGGACCUGUGUGAACCUGUGUUCUGUCCUCAAGGUGACACUGCUCUGAAUAACUUUUUGGAGACAUUGUGGAGACAUUUUUGGAAACGUUCUGAAAACAUUGUUGACACAGUGUUAGGCCUCACCUAGUUGUUGAUGUUUCGAUGCAAGCUGUCCGUUUGAGACUGAUAAAAGUUUUUUUUUAAAGUCUAUUGAAACUGACAACCUAAGCCAUAUCUCCUGGUUUGAGAGCACACUUUCUGAAAUAUCACACACAUCUCAAGUUUCCUGUAUCUUGGUCCUGGAGGCUGAAGCUUGUGUCACCAUGGCGACGGAUUCUCCCAACCCCUCCCUGAGGUCCAGAGUUACCAUGACGAUGGACAACGACUCCUACAUGAGCAUGUCCAGCCUCCCCUGCUGCCACUUCCUGUCAGCUAACAUCAUCAACGUGGUGGAGAAAUGCAUGAGCUCCAUGCAGACAGGGACCCAGAUGGUGAAGCUCCGCGGCGGGUCCAGAGGACUGGUGCGCUACUUUUACCUGGACCAACACAAGUCCUGCAUCCGCUGGCGGCCCUCGCGCAAGAACGAGAAGGCCAAGAUCUCCAUCGACUCCAUCCGAGAGGUGUGCGAGGGUAAGCAGUCGGAGAUCUUCCAGCGCUACUCUGAUGGCAGCUUUGAUCCCAACUGCUGUUUCAGCCUGUACUAUGGAGAGCGCUUGGAGUCCCUGGACUUGGUUUCCAGUACGGGCGAGGAAGCACGCACCUGGAUCACCGGCCUCAAGUACCUGGUGGCAGGCAUCAGCGACGAGGACAGCCUGGCCAAGAGGCAGCGCACCCGCGACCAGUGGCUGAAGCAGACGUUUGCUGAGGCGGAUAAGAACGGCGAUGGAAGCCUGAGCAUCGGCGAGGUCCUGCACCUCCUACACAAGCUGAACGUCAACCUGCCCCGCCAGAAAGUCAAGCAAAUGUUUAAGGAGGCAGACACUGACGACAACCAGGGCACCCUGGGCUUUGAGGAGUUUUGUUCUUUCUACAAGAUGAUGUCGACACGCCGUGACCUCUACCUGCUCAUGCUCACCUACAGCAACCACAUGGACCACCUUGACACCAGCAACCUGGCCCGCUUCCUGGAGCUGGACCAGAAGAUGACGAAGGUGACCAAAGACCAUUGCCUUGAGAUUGUGAACAAAUUUGAGCCAUGCCCCGAGAACCAGAUGCAGGGGGUUCUGGGUAUUGAUGGUUUCACCAGCUACAUGCGCAGCCCGGCGGGGGACAUCUUCAACCCAGAGCACAACGUGGUGACCCAGGACAUGUCUCAGCCGCUCUGCAACUACUUCAUCGCCUCGUCCCACAACACCUACCUGAUGGGGGACCAGCUCAUGUCCCAGUCCCGCCUCGACAUGUACGCCUGGGUGCUGCAGGCCGGCUGCCGCUGCGUGGAAGUGGACUGCUGGGACGGGCAGGACGGCGACCCUAUCGUGCACCACGGCUAUACGCUCACCUCCAAGAUCCUCUUCAAAGACGUCAUCGAGACCAUCAACAAGUACGCCUUUGUGAGAAACGACUACCCAGUGAUCCUGUCCCUUGAGAACCACUGCAGCGUCCCCCAGCAGAAGAAGAUGGCUCAGUACCUGGUGGAGGUGAUGGGAGACAAACUGGACCUCUCGGCCAUCAAGGCAGAUGAACGGGGCCGCCUGCCGUCCCCAGACACCCUCAAAGGGAAGAUACUCAUCAAGGGAAAGAAGCUCCCAUCGAACAUCGACGAAGACAACGAAGAGGGUGACGUGACGGAUGAAGACAGUGCUGACGAGAUGGAGGAUGACUGCAAACUGAUAAAUGGCGCCACGUCCAUGACCAGGAAGCAGGUGGAGAACGUGGCUAAGAAGAAGCUGGACAACCUGAUGAAGGAGUCUAAGAUCCGUGACCAGGAGGACCCCGACAGCUUCACCAUCGCUGCUCAGCCCCCCUCGGGAAAGACCACCAACAAGUCACCCUCCAAGGGUAAAGGUGAUGAUGGUGCAGAAAUAGGGGACGAAGCCAACCCCAGCACGAACAAGCGUCUGGGUAGGACCUUCAUGGGCAGCUUCUCUAAACGCAAGAAAAAGGCUGUCAAGCUGAAGAAGACCAACAGCCUUGAAGACACCGACACAGACCAGGAGAGCACCAGCAGCACCUCCCGCGUCCCCCUGCAUCACAGCAGGAAGAAGACCAUGAAGCUGACCAGGGCUCUGUCAGACCUGGUCAAAUACACCAAGUCAGUGGGCGUCUCCGACAUAGAGAAACAAGCCGCCAGCUUCAGUUGGCAGGUGUCUUCUCUGAGCGAGACCAAGGCCCACCAGAUCAUGCAGCAGAAAGCCGCCACCUUCAUCCACUUCAACCAGCGGCAGCUCUCGCGCGUCUACCCCUCCUCCUACCGUGUGGACUCUUCCAACUUCAAUCCCCAGCCCUUCUGGAAUGCUGGAUGCCACCUGGUGGCGUUGAACUACCAGUCAGAGGGGAGAGUGCUCCAGCUGAACAGAGCCAAGUUCAACAGCAACGGCAACUGUGGCUACAUCCUGAAGCCGGCCUGUAUGUGUGAAGGUGCCUUUAACCCCAUGAUAGAGGAUCCAUUUCCAGGGCAGAUGAAGAAACAACUGGUGCUGAAGAUCAUCAGUGGGCAACAGCUGCCAAAGCCCAAAGACUCUAUGCUGGGGGACCGAGGAGAGAUUAUUGACCCCUUUGUGGAGGUGGAGAUCAUUGGUCUACCAGUGGACUGCUGUAAGGAACAGACCAGGGUGGUGGAUGACAAUGGCUUUAACCCCAUGUGGGAGGAGACGCUGGUGUUCACGCUGCACAUGCCCGAGCUGGCGCUGGUACGUUUCCUGGUGUGGGACCACGACCCCAUCGGCCAGGACUUCAUUGGCCAGCGCACCAUUGCCUUCAACAGCAUGAUACCAGGUUAUCGUCACGUGUAUUUGGAAGGUAUGGAGGCGGCCUCCAUCUUUGUUCAUGUGUCUGUACAUGACAUCACUGGUAAGGGCAAGGUGACCAGCGGCAUCAAAGGGCUGUUUCACAGAAACCCAAAGCAGGCUUCUCUCGACAGCCAUGCUGCUGCACAGCUUAGCCAUAAGCACACGUUCGGCGCCCACCUGCUGCGCCGCACGGCCAGCGCGCCCACCAAGGUCCUGCCCAAGGUCAAGAAGGGUUUCCCCGAGAUCGCCAUCGACACCAAAGACUACCGCUCAGAAGGCACCAGCGAGGACCGGGAGUUAGAGGACAGCCACCUCAUUGCUUCCUCCCAGCCCCCGCUGCUCCACCAGGGCACCUGGGAUACUACGGCCGCCGUUGCCCCCGCCGCAUCACGCCAAGGCACCAACAGGCACCACGGCACCAACGAGGCUUUCCUCCCCGACGAGGGCAAAGACCAUUCCACAGUGCAGAGACCAGCUCCCCCUAUUCGACUGCUCGCACCAAUCUCUGAUGAACUGGGGGACCGCCAUCUCACUCACUCCUCUUCCACUCCAGCAGACCACUCAUCCACGCGUCACUCCCCACGUCUACCGCUCCCUAUAUCCACAGCAAUCACCAUCUUCACCUCAUCCCCGGCUUCUAAGUGUGAGGCGGACAGUCCUGUCAACGGUAGGGGGGAGGAGGGUCCCGUCAAUGGUAGGGUGGACAACAAGAGACCACCUGCCCAUCACAGUACUACCUCGGCCCCUGUGACACAUGACCCCAAAGACCUGAAACCCUCACAGUACAGCAGAGACCCCCGGGUCGAUGAUGGCACCUCGUCACUCAUGGAGCACUCUCCAAGCCGAGCGGAAGCACCGUAUACUCAGUCAGGCCACACAAAGGACGAUGCCGAGCUUAAGACUGAGCCAACUGCAGAGUCCCCUGUUGCUCUCGCCUACCCCUCUGUAUACGCCAGCCCUCUGAAAGUCCAGUCCCUGAGAGCUCUGUUUGGCAGCAGCCCGUUGAACACGCCUGUCAGAAUGACCAAAAUCGAGGACCACGUGCAGGCGGUGGCUGGGGAGCAGCAGCAGUCAUCAGCCAUGCCAGAGGUGUGCAUCGACGCCACCCUGAACGACCGGCUGUGGAGCAAGCUGGAGCCCAAGCCAGGCAGCCACAGAGACAGCGUGUCCUCAUCCUCCAGCAUAUCGUCCAACGACACCGUCAUUGACCUGUCCCUGCCCAAUCUGGCCAGGAAGAGCCUCACCUGUCUGAGCAACGGAACCUCCCCAGGCGACAACAUCUUCCCGGACCCACCCUCCUGGGUCAACCGGCCACGCUCUGCCAUAGCCUCCUUCGAGACGCUGCAGGUCAGCAAGUCCAACCCCAAUCUCCUGCAGGGCCACCUGGGGGAACCAGAAGACGAACUGCAGCCCAGGCCCCUCGGCGCCCCCAGGGAGCCUCCAGUGGACUCACCCAGCAGAAUAACCCAGAGGAGGCACACCUGGAGCCGCCUCUACAUGGAAGGGCUGAAGCAUUCCUCCCCUCCAGCCAAGAAGCCCUCUGCUGCAGCAGCCCUUGCUGCUGCCGCCACCAGCCCCCUGGAUACCGUGGCCUCUAUGUCUAAGAGCCUGGGGGACUUGACGUCGGAUGACAUUGCCUGCAACUUUGACAGCAAGUACCGCAGCAUCACCCGCAGCUUCAUCAUUAGGCCUUCCCGGAACGACCUGAGGCAGGGUUACCCUAACCAUAAUCCCCAGAGGCCCCGGCCGCCCAGCUACUUAACUGAGCAGCUGAGGAGGCUGACCGACGUGGAGCCCCUGACAGCUCACGACUUCGCCCCCCAGGUACCCCUGGAGGAGCCUCAGGAGGAGCCCCUGCUACGGAGGACGUCGUCCCGGAGCCAGAGCAGGGUGCGCUACAUCGCCAACAGGGCCAAGCAGGCCCAAGAGAGGCAGAGGCUGCAGGGUCUCAACCAGUCCCACCCUGCUACUGGUGCUGCUAAUGCUAGCAUUAGCGGUGGCGGUAGCCCCAUGGAGGAGCGGGGGAACCCGGAGGGGGCGUGCUGCGUAGCCCAGAGCCCCUGCACAAGCCUGGACCUGCUGAGCCAGCUCAGCCCCCCAGGGCCCCCCAACAGACUGUCCCAGACCUCCCUGAACUCUGACAACAACGAGGUCUUUUUCAUGCUCAAGCUCUGAGAAUCAGACUUGUUUUGGAACUGAGCGUGAGAGAGACACUGAAGCAUAACUCAUUUAAAAUUCCAUCCAGCUUUCUAGGAAGGUAAAUUGUAAUUUUUAAAGAAAUGACAUUCUGUAUAUCUUGAUAGGAUGUGUUUCUAAAUGUAUUUAAUCAAGCAGAAUAAUGCUACUUCCAGACAGUCACAAGCACAGUUUUACUCUGGUCAAUGUGUUCACUGCUCAGUAACUCACAUCAACUAUGAACACCUAUACACAGCAAAUGCCUAGCUGGUCACAAAGGAUGGACUAGUCAUUUUUACUACAAUGGUCACAACAAACACCAAAUAAUUGCUCAGAAAUAAUAGAAACAGCAAUGAGUUGUCUAAUGAAAGCAUCCUUUACCAAUGCACUCAUUUGUUUGCACCAAAUGAGGAACGUUGGAAUGUGAUUGGAAAAGCAAUGCCUGCCUGACUGUCUAGGUAAACCAUGACUUCCAUGUUUGUAUAUGCCUGACUGUCUAGGUAAACCAUGACUUCCAUGUUUGUAUAUGCCUGACUGUCUAGGUUCACAGUGACUUCCAUGUUUGUAUAUGCCUGACUGUCUAGGUUCACAGUGACUUCCAUGUUUGUAUAUGCCUGACUGUCUAGGUAAACCGUGACGUCCAUGUUUCUAUAUGCCUGACUGUCUAGGUACACAGUGACUUCCAAGUUGUUAUAUGCCUGACUGUCUAGGUUCAAAGACUUGUUAUGUUUUGAGUAUUCAUUGUGAGUUGAGCUGAUCCUAAAGUAGCAAUAGACAACCAUUAGUGGAGUUUUACUAUUCUAAAACCCUUUUUAAACUUCAAAUUUUAACGAUAUGUAUAUACUGUACUUUUAAAAUGUGUAGAGAUGUUCUGUUUUUUGUUUUUUUACAUAUUUAUUGAGCCAGUAGUUCUGAAAGUAGCGCUCAUGAGACAAAACUGGUCCCCGAAAAUUGCGUAUUACGACACGUGCAGAUAUGUGCAUCACGUCUUAGCUCUCUCUCUGCUGUGUGUGCAUCUUGCUAGCUGUCACUCAAAUGGCGAGGGGCUGAAGCUCAUUGGCUUGAACUUGAAUUGCUAGGGGGCUGACCCAUGUGGGGAAAAAUGUAGGGAAAAUGGCACCGCACACCUUCCAUCUUUGAAACUAGAGAUUUCGUGGCAAAUUUGAGGUUAGACAGUAAUUAUUCUCAUAGAUCAUGCAUGUAUGAUUUACAUGUUGACACAUCCAGCCCAAAGUGUGAGGUUUAUAAAAUACAUACUAGUCGCCAAAGUUCUUGAGCAUGACUUUUAAGAUUGAAUAAUACUGUGUUAACUCAUUAUAUAUCACCAGUAGCCCAAACGUGCUAGCAACAUUUUUAAACAACUUAAACAAGUGUAAUAUAUUGCAGAUUAUGGAUUUUUUUUUUUCAGAUUGUUGUUUAGUCAAUGUGGAGUCUUUACUGAAAAGAAUAAGAGAAAAUGGCAACAAUUAUUUUUUUUCCCUAAAAAGUCUUAAAUCCAACUUUAAAAAUUGUGAGUACAGUGAAGUGUGAUUUGAGUGAGCUGCCAGCGAUUUAGAAAACUGUUAUUUUAUUCUAGACAACACAGUGGGAAUGUUGUUUUUACCAUCAAGACUCUACUCCCGUUACCUGUUUUUUAUUUGACUGCAUGCUUUUUAAACACUUAUGUACGUCUCUCUUAUUUUAUUAUACAAAAACGUUUUUUAUAUGGGAACUGAUCUGUCGACGAGUUCUUGUCUUGCUCAGUGUUCAGGCUGUUGAAGCUUGAUUGGUUACACUGUCUUUGUAGAUACUCAACCAGAUAGCAUUGAUCCCAUAUCCAAGCAUGUUUAUUUGUUCUGUACUGUUUGCACUGCCAUGCCAGUUCUCUGCUAAACGUUAGGAAGAAUAUUGAAGUAAAAAACAGAUGUAAUUAUGAACUGAAUAAAGCUCCUGUAUAUUAAACAAGCUUAUUUUGUUAA